Messenger RNA from Pseudogymnoascus destructans, 2412 nucleotides. RefSeq lists its product as uncharacterized. The coding region runs from base 279 to 2120 and encodes 613 amino acids. The record is from RefSeq and is a predicted model, not a curated record. Gene Ontology annotation, cellular component: plasma membrane. Lineage: Eukaryota; Fungi; Ascomycota; Leotiomycetes; Thelebolales; Thelebolaceae. Gene Ontology annotation, molecular function: myosin binding. Gene Ontology annotation, biological process: cell-cell adhesion. The transcript is spliced from 5 exons.
CAGACCCUGUACAGACUUUUGGGCCGCACGAGUAUAACUAUGAAACAAUUGAUAGGCUACUGACAUGGGGGCCGGCGAGGCUGAGGAUUCUGGAGAUCAGCCUUCCCUGAAUCGUGAUCCAUUUCCUACCCUUUUAACGAGUUCCUGGGUAAUUAUUGACCCAGGGACGACUGGCCCACGUCAACACCAACAUUCCUCCCAGCUUCAUCUCCCACGCGCUUUGUUACGUUGGCUUGAAUUAUAACCAUGAUGAUCUUCGUUCGAUAGCACCACUCAACAUGGACGCCGUUGUCUUUGAAGACUCGCCUCUCGCUAGUUACUUUGAGGGAAGUGGCAACAAAUCGGAUACUUGGUCGCCAGAUGAGGAACAAAAUGAAUCAUCCUCAGCGAACUCAAGCCCAUCAUUCGCGCCGCGAGGCAGGCCAACAGUCCCCUCGAGAUUUCGCCACAAACUCAUUUCGCCAUUGCGGAUAAGCGUACCAAAAACGACUGCGGCGACUGCGAUUCGGAAUACAUGCUCGGAAGCACUGAAUUCCCGGCUGGGAAAGGCCGACAAUACCAAAUUCCAGGAACGGUUUCGAUAUAUUAUAGUGGCAUCACAGUUGCUGAAUGACCGACAAUACCAUGGGCAGGCAUAUGGUAGCAAGUCGCCGCCGCGUUCGUCGGACGAUGCGCCUGUUGCCACCCUGAAGACGUUUAGCCCACGAGGCGCUGUUGUCACGGCUUCAGUCGCGUUUGGAGUGUCAUGGAUGAUUCGCUGGGGUUCUGCUGGGCGGGACUGGAUAUCCAUCACGUUACGAUGCAUAAUAAUUGCCGCACUGUUGGUGGCAGGAGCAAUAAUAGGCCAGGCAUACCUACGGCGCAAAUGGUUACUCUACCUCCGCGAGCAGAAUAUUACCGAGGCUACGAGACUCGUUGGACAGACACAAGAUUUAGAUUCCGCAGUGACAGCCGCGUUAUCUCUUAUACAAGAGGUUGAGCUCGUAUCAAGAGGGUAUCGAUUGAGCCUGCCACUACCACCGAUAACACGCCUCGAAGAUCGCAGCCAAGCGAGAAGGUGCCUUCAGUUGCGCCGAGCAUUAUUUGAUAGCGCCAUAGACCUUAUGCGCCGAUAUCACCAAGGCUACCUCGCUCUCCAGCCAUUGACAGAAUCGCUUAACCUUGAAAAGUACUACGAUAUAUAUGAUAUAACAACUAUUGAUAUGCAAGAGGCUCUUACCGAGUACACAAGAGACGAGUUCGAAGACUACGAGUCCCUGAGGGUCUUAAAAAUCCUCAUAUCUAGAUUUGUUACUCUGCGGAAGCUAUUUCUUUGCUGCCUUUUGGCUCUUGAAGCAGACGGCGGCAAGGAAGUCUUUACGAGGUGGAGAACUGCUCUAGGUGAGAUCAAGGGGCUUUCGGAUGUCGCAUCUAUAGCUGAUAGCCGGGUACGAUCCGUCUUUGAGCAAGAAGAAUCAUUCCCAGUACCAACGACCCCAAAGUCUCCCCUGACUCCUGGCCGCGAACGAUGGAGAAGCCAGCUGCGGAAGCUUAACACCCUAUCCACUGGAAUCAGAAGCUUACAAGCUAAAAUGCACGUUUUACGCGAAGAAUCCGACAAGACCUUGGAUGAAUCCGAAGACAUCUCCCAGUUAGGGCCGCAUUUGAUGAUCCAAUAUGAUGCCAUAGGUGUGGAUUUAAGAUCGUUAAUGAAAGAAUGGGAAGCUGGCAAAGCAGCGCUUGCGAACACGAUCGAUAGGAACGAGCGACGCAUUUCAUCUAUGAGUGGAUUACUCUCCCCGACAACAAGCUUAGGUGGCCUCACAUCGGUGGAAGAAGGUACCCCCGCAGAUGCAUUGAAGGCAUUGAACGGAGAAAGCCGCCUAAGCCCGGAAUUGAGUUCCGAGAAUGAAGAGGUAUUUGAGGCAAUUGGCCUCCCACGCCCAGGCAUAGGCCCACGAAGCACCCUCACGCGAGAAGAAAGAAUUGUCAAGAUGAAGGAUGAUAGAGUGAAGCGAGAAACGGCGCGAGAAACAGCUGAGGCGAGCACGAAGAUGCUUCGUGAGCUGGAAUCGGUGAUAAAUCUACGGCCUCGGCGCAAAAUAGGACCUAGACCGGGAACACGAAUUACGUCGAUAUGAUGAACGAAUUUUACUGUAUAUAUUUGAUCAAGACAGGGCCUGACGGCGACGAUUUCAUUCAAAGUUAAUUAGUGGUGCUUUCCAAGGUGGAAGCCCACACGCAUGGCCAGGAGCCUAGAAGCAUAUACAUAUACCCGGAAAUCUGUAAUUAGAUACAUAAUAGGAUAUCCUGCUCGUACUGUGCUCUAUCAGAUGCUUCCUCUUCGUUGACGACGAAAUCCGAAUUGUCUGAUAAUCACGUGACAAUCGAUUUAUUUAGGGGGGGCUGUCACAGUGGAAACCACUUAACACG